Molecule: messenger RNA, 1269 nt
Organism: Schistocerca nitens (vagrant locust)
Lineage: Eukaryota; Metazoa; Arthropoda; Insecta; Orthoptera; Acrididae
Product: protein Wnt-1-like
Exons: 6
Coding region: 1-1008 (335 amino acids)
Biological process (GO): cell fate commitment; neuron differentiation; multicellular organism development
Cellular component (GO): extracellular region
Molecular function (GO): frizzled binding; cytokine activity
Source: RefSeq, a predicted model, not a curated record
AUGGUGGCGGCGCCGGGGCAGAGCCCGCAGCCCACGACGGCGGCGCCGCCGGACCGCGAGCGCCAGCAGGACGCGUGCCGCGGCUUCGACUUCCUGGCGGGGCCGCAGCGGGACAUCUGCAGCAGCCGGCGCGGCGUCAUGCCCGCAGUCGGCGUGGGCAUGAAGACUGCUCUGGAGGAGUGCCAGUUCCAGUUUCGCAUGAGCAGGUGGAACUGCUCCACCGUGCCCGGCAGCGGCACCCUAUUCGGCAACGUCAUGACCAUCAAGAGCCGCGAGAAGGCGUUCGUGUACGCGAUAUCAGCGGCCGGCGUGGCGUACAGCGUGACGAGGGCGUGCGCCCGCGGAGACCUGAACGAGUGCAACUGUGACAGCAGGGUGCGACAGCGGAAGGCGAAGAGCUGGCAGUGGGGCGGCUGCUCAGAGGACAUCCACCAUGGUGAGGCGUUCAGCCGCGAGUUUGUAGAUUCUGUAGAGAACCGAGAGACUGGCGAGGGUCUGAUGAACAUCCACAACAACGAAGCGGGACGAAGAUCGAUCCGGUCGCGCAUGGAGCGCGUGUGCAAGUGCCACGGCAUGUCGGGCUCGUGCAGCAUGCGCGUGUGCUGGCGCAAGCUGCCGCCGUUCCGGCGCGUGGGCGACGCGCUGGCGGCGCGCUACGAGGGGGCCUCGCACGUGCGGCUGGCGCGCAGCGGCAGGCGCCGCCCCGGCAAGAAGCUGCGCGCCGUCAGCAGGGACCUCAAGAAGCCCAACAAGACCGACCUCGUCUACCUCGAGGACUCGCCCGACUACUGCGAGCGCAACGACACUAUGGGCAUACUGGGUACGCGCGGCCGCAUCUGCAACCGGACGAGCAUGGGUCUGGACGGCUGCCGGCUGCUGUGCUGUGGGCGGGGCUACCAGACGCGCGUGCGCGACGUCGAGGAGAAGUGCAACUGCCGCUUCGUGUGGUGCUGCAACGUCGUGUGCGAGAUGUGCCGCUACAAGAAGGAGGAGCACAUCUGCAACUGAGCCCGCGGGGGCCACCGGAGCCUCGCACUGCUCUUCUCUCCCACUCCCACUACGGACACUCUACUUCAUUAUUUAUUUCUGUAUUAAAGCUUUCUCAUUCAUAAACUGGAUGUUAUGUGUCAUAAUACAAGCGAGUCACGAUGUUUUCUAUAUAGUAAACGUGGACUAAAAGUACAAUCUCCUAAUGUGGAAUAUGUGUUACGUUUUUAAAUAUAUGUAAAUUAUUGCUAUUUAGUAAUUAUAAAUGAGCUAGUGUUUUAU